CUGCCUAUCUAGCUGUAUGUUUACAAUCUCUAAUGUUUUCGGUACAAUUGUUGGACCAACUCUAUUAAGUUAAAAUGAGUGAUAUCAAGUCAUUCUUUAAUCAGUUCUGCCAAAAAUACAGCAUACAACCUAUGUACGAGUUUCGCCCAGCAGGACCAAAGCAUCGUAUUCGAUUUCUUUGCGAAGUACGUGUACCUGGUCACUUGUACAUCGGCGUCGGCAAUUCCACCAACAAGAAAGAUGCCCAGACAAACGCCACCAGAGAUUUCGUACACUACAUGCUACGACAGGGUCUUGUCAGUGCUGCUGAAGUGCCUGGAAUGGAAAGUGAGCAAGUUCUGGAUAUCCAGGGUGUUUCACACACUGAUCUACCACCACUAGUACAGCAGAGGUCAGUCUUCACAGAGGGAGAAAAUCCCAGCCGAAUAGGUCAAGCAUAUAGACCUGUUGGGAAUUCUGAUGAUAAGUGGAAGAUAGAGAAUCAGCAGCAUAUGGAGGAGGCUGAGAAUCUGGAUAUGAAUGCACAAAUUCAUGGAAACUGGACAAUUGAAAAUGCCAAAAGUAAGCUGCACCAGUUUAUGCAGGUGAACAAAAUUAAUACUGAUUACAAGUAUUCUGUGGUUGGACCAGAUCAUGUCAGAAGUUUUAUCGCUACAAUGACAAUUUUUAUCAAAGAACUAAAUCGCAACAUCACAGGUCGCGAAAGCGGCUCCAACAAACAAAGUGCUAGCAAAUCAUGUGCACUCUCCAUUGUGAGGCAACUAUAUCACUUGAAUGUUAUCGAGGCUUUUUCUGGGACGCUUAAGAAAGACAAAGCAGCAAAUUCAAUGACACCCUACAAAGUCAACAUUACACCUGACCUGCGCUCGAAAGUAAUUAACUGCCUGCGAACUUUAAAUUUUACUACAAUCCAAGAACCACUACCUAACAAACCAGAAGGCAUUUCUUUGCUGCUAUCAGAGGUAGAAGAAGGUGAAUCCUUGAAGCCGGUAAUAAGCGGCGGCGUAGUAUCCUGGUCUCCGCCAACUCCAAACUGGAACGCUUGGACGAAUUGCAACAUUGAUGAGGGCUAUCUAGCUACAACGAGUUUAGAAAAGCUAAGCGAGGAAUUAGCAGCCUCUACAAGACAACGGCAUCAAAACGAACCCGAACUACUUGAAAGUAUUUUAAAACGAGGUGAAUUACCCGUUUACCACGCCCGUGAUCAAUUAAUGCAUGCCAUAAACGAAAAUCCUGUUAUUAUAGUUAAAGGUAACACAGGGUGUGGGAAAACCACACAAGUAUGUCAAUACAUUCUUGAUGAUUAUAUUGCUAGCGGCCAGGGCGCAUGGUGCAACAUAGCUGUUACCCAACCGCGCCGCAUUUCUGCAAUUUCAGUAGCCGAGCGAAUUGCUUCCGAGCGCUGUGAGAUGAUUGGCGCAAGCGUUGGUUAUUCCGUGCGAUUUGAGAGUGUUCUACCACGUCCGUACGGUUCAAUUCUUUUCUGCACCGUUGGUGUACUUCUUCGAAAACUCGAAGGUGGUCUACGUGGCGUGAGCCAUGUUAUAGUGGAUGAAAUUCAUGAAAGAGACGUGAACAGCGAUUUUAUUCUGGUGGUUUUAAGAGAUAUGGUUCACACAUAUCCGGAUUUACGCGUUAUACUGAUGUCUGCAACGAUAGACAUUUCAUUAUUCACGAAAUAUUUCAAUAAUUGCCCAGUGGUGGACAUAGACGGGCGUUCAUUUGCAGUCGAUGCUUUCUUUUUGGAAGAUGUCAUCGAACAAACUGGGUUUGUACAACCGACGAUUAAUCCACGCAAACGGAAAGCCAUUGAUGGUGAGGAUUCAGUACCGGAUGAACCUGAUGAGGAUAUGAAUAAAACGGCGGCGCGUUCAUUGAGCAGUAGUUAUUCGCAACGCACUCGGAAUAUAAUUCAGGACAUGUCCGAAAAGGAGCUGUCGUUUGAACUGAUUGAAGCGUUACUGACACACAUCAAAGCUCGCAAGGAACCAGGGGCGAUCUUGAUUUUCCUUGCCGGCUGGAAUUUAAUUUUUGCGCUUCUGAGGCACUUGCAAAUGCAUCCAGUUUUUGGUGGUUCACAAUAUUUAAUCCUUCCGCUUCAUUCACAACUUCCCAGGGAAGAUCAACGUCGUGUCUUUGAGAGCGUGCCUGCGCACGUUACUAAAGUGAUUUUGUCUACGAACAUUGCUGAAACUUCGAUUACCAUCGAUGAUGUUGUGUAUGUAAUCGAUAGUUGCAAAUCCAAAUUGAAAAUGUUUACUGCACACAACAAUAUGACGAGUUAUGCCACUGUUUGGGCUUCGAGGACGAACUUAGAACAGCGAAAGGGUCGAGCGGGUCGGGUGCGUCCUGGCAUUUGUUAUCAUUUAUGCACGCGCGCGCGUUUUGAUAAGCUGGAAGAGCAUGUUACACCUGAGAUGUUUAGAUCACCACUGCAUGAACUAGCGUUGAGUAUUAAGUUAUUGCGACUGGGUGCUAUUGGACAUUUCCUCAGUAAGGCAAUUGAACCACCGCCGAUUGAUGCGGUUAUUGAAGCGGAGGUGUUACUGCGUGAGAUGAAGUGUCUGGAUAAAAAUGAUGAAUUGACAUCAUUGGGGAAGAUUUUGGCUAGGAUGGCUAUUGAGCCACGGCUGGGAAAGAUGAUGGUCUUGGGGUGUAUUUUUAUGAUCGGCUCACCUUUGGCUACUAUGGCGGCCAAUUCGUCAACAUUUCCAGAGAUAUUUACUUUGAAUGGCGGACAGCGACGUCUUAGUUUUUAUCAGCGAGGAUUGGCAGGUGAUAGAUGUUCCGAUCACGUCGCAAUGUUGAAUGCUUUUGAGCUCUGGAAUAAUGCUCGGGAGGGUGGAGAAGAAGCAGAAGCUCGUUUUUGUGAGUACAAAGGCAUCAGUAUGUCUACGAUGCGGGUUACAUGGGAAGCAAAGCGACAAUUACACGACACCCUGAUAAAUUCCGGCUUUCCGGAGGAAUCCCUGCAGAGUCAGUCAUUAAAUACGGUUGGGCUAGAUAUUAAAUUGGACAUGGUGAUGGCCCUUAUGUGCUCUGGACUGUAUCCGAACGUAUGCUAUCACAAAGAGAAGCGCAAGGUUCUCACCACCGAAGGAAAGGCGGCGCUCAUACAUCGCACAUCCGUUAACUGUAGUAAUUCGGAACAAACAUUUAAGUUUCCGUUUUUUGUUUUUGGUGAAAAGAUUCGCACACGUGCUGUGAGUUGUAAGCAAAUGUCCAUGGUGUCACCUUUACAUUUGUUGCUCUUUGGCUCUCGGAAAGUGGACUGGGUGGACGGCGUUGUGCGCUUGGAUAACUGGAUUAAUUUAGAGAUAGAUCCAAUUAUUGCAGCCGAAGUGGUUGCGUUGAGACCUGCAUUGGAGAGCUUGGUGCGCCGAUACUCGGAACGGCCUGAAGAUAUUUUACAAAUGACACAAUCCGAUCAAGAGCUUGUUGAAGUAAUAAGGGAACUAUGCACAUUGGAGGCUGGUAAUCAUCAAAUCGAAAGAGCUGAUUGUUUUCAACCCACGCCCGGGUUGUUUGGUAAACGUCCUCCACGUGGGCAUUCAUUUGGAGGCGGUUAUGGAUUCGGUGGAGGUCGAGGACUAAAUUUCGGACCAUCCACACACAAAUUUGCGCGCAGAGGGGAGCAGAAUGAUCGCUUCCAACGUGGUGGUGGUGGAUUUUGGGGCAAGAGGGGAAGAAGUAAUUAUUAUUAAAUUAGAUGCAGUUUAUAUCUGUAAACUAUAAACUUAUUUAAUAAAACAUUGAUCCGGUGGAUGAAA
This is a messenger RNA of Dalotia coriaria, 3770 nucleotides long. It is a transcript of the gene mle, whose product is annotated as dosage compensation regulator mle. Bases 75 to 3704 code for a protein of 1209 amino acids. The transcript has 5 exons. Gene Ontology annotation, cellular component: ribonucleoprotein complex; cytoplasm; nucleolus. Gene Ontology annotation, molecular function: RNA helicase activity; ATP hydrolysis activity; ATP binding. Gene Ontology annotation, biological process: positive regulation of transcription by RNA polymerase II; regulation of mRNA processing. Lineage: Eukaryota; Metazoa; Arthropoda; Insecta; Coleoptera; Staphylinidae. The record is from RefSeq and is a predicted model, not a curated record.